Messenger RNA from Linum trigynum, 5324 nucleotides. NCBI's taxonomy places the organism in Eukaryota, Viridiplantae, Streptophyta, Magnoliopsida, Malpighiales, Linaceae. The record is from the annotation of a GenBank genome assembly.
GAAACAUUUGUCACAGUACUCACUUUAAAUGACGACUUAUUCUGACAAUAAGUUUUUUUGUCACAUUAGGCAUACCAAGUAGGACAUUUAUUAUUUUUGUCAUAUUACCAUACCUAUUGUGACAAAUAGAAAAUGACAAAACAAAACUUCUGUCAUAAUAGACCGAAUUUGUUGUAGUGUCCAGAUUUUUUGAGCACAUGCCACUUUGCUAAUCGCUAGAGCCGCCACCCCUUCAUUUGAACGAGCUUUCCGUUCCAACCUUGACUUGUGUGACUUUUCUCCUUUAUUGAGCGACUAACGCUCUCUCAUUCUGUCCCUCGAGACUUUUCUUUCUUUAUUUAUUCACUCAUUUCUUUCAGAGCGCAUGGCGCUUCUACUUUGCCCAACCUUAGCAUCACCAACAUUUAAUUCAAGAUCUAGCACUCUCUCCUUUAUUGACACAACUCAUGGAGGACUUGCCUCUAUUUCUUCUUGACAGCCUCUUGAGUCAUGUCGACGAUUCUGAGCAUGCUGCUAGGUCAUAUACAACAAAUUGAGUGUUUAUGUCUUUGUCCUCUAGUUCAAGCGCUCUUUCUUUAUUUUUUCCAGUGUUCCGGAGAAAUCAAAUACGUUAAACAAGUUGGGCGCCAUGCUUCUUUUGUACAUUGCUAUAAUUAUCUUUUGGUGAAUUCCUCUUGUCGUCUUGCGCCUAGUCACAGGGUUUGGGCGCCUUGAUCCCUUGUUUUUUAACGUACCUUCAGCUAUGUCCCUUUCUGAGACCCACAUUAUAAAGGUUCUAGGCGCUUCUACUUUUCCUUUCAUUAAGGCCUCCGAGCGCCAUUGCAUUUCGUUUCCUUUGGUUCGAUUAACCGUUCAUGCGCUUCCAAAGUCAACAUCAUUUUAUUUUUCCUUUGAACUUGCUUGUUGCCAAUACCACUUGAUUACUUUCAUGCGUUUGUGCGCUUCUUCGUGGCUGAUUUUCCGUUAACUUGAUUGUCUCUCUGUGCAUAUAGACGACAAUGCUUUUCUUUAAUUCUAUUGAGCACUUAAACGCUCAAGAUAUGAACUUUCAGUUUGAACUUGCUUAGUGCCAUGCAACCCUUCAAUUUUAUCAAUUUUAUUCGAUUGAGCGUCGCUUUGACUUUCUUCAUUCUUGCUUUUUUGGUUCUUUAGCAUGGAAUAAUGCUUGGGCAAUCUCCUGAUAGGCAAGUAGUUUUCUUUUUUACUAGACAUGAGCGCUAGCUUUCCGUCGCUAUGUUUGUGUGCCUCCUGUUAAUUUCCUAAAGCCACAGAUAGCUUCCCCAUUUGAUUCAUCUCUUCAACUUUAAGCAUUGGUGGUUGACUCCUUUACUUGUGCUCCCUUGUUGAUUUUAAAGAAUUGUUAGGCGCUCAUGCACUUUCUUUCUUCCACUCCAAUGCUCGAGGCCCCUUCUCCUUUCUCCGAGCGUCAAGAUUUAUCAUUUACAUCGGUUCAACUAUCCAUUGGUUUAGUAAAACUUGCUAAGCGCCCAUGCGCUUCCCCUCACUAACGCUCUUUCCUUAGUUUGAAGAGUCGAUUUUGAUUCUUGUAGGGUAGAUUUUUUGCGCCAAUCAUCUUUACUUGCUUUCUAGCCUUUCUCGGGCGCAACAUGUGGCCUUGUUUGCUCCUGUAUGUUAGCAGACGCGUUUUUCGUUGGGUGGAGAGCGAUUCUUUCUGGUGUCAAUCUUGGGAGAGCCUCGUCCUGUUAUCAUUCUUUCUUUCCUCACCGAGGCAUGAUCGCCUGGGCGCUUGCGCUCUUCUUUGCUUUUCAAUUUGAUAUGAAGUUGACGAAUUCUCCUCUCCAUGAAGUUGAGGCGCCUCUUGCUAGUGGUAACGAGGAGGGCGCGCCAACUACUGGUGGUGGUAGUGAUUCUAGCUCUUCAGAUUAUUCUUCGAGCAAGCCAGAUGUGGAGUAGCUUUGACGAGAGCAUCACUACUUCCUUGGUAGAGAAUGAUAUAUCUAUGUUAUAAAUUUUUUGAGGGAUGUGUUGGGGACACCACCUCUCAUGGGGACCUGUAGUCCAGACGCCCAACACUUGACUAAAGAGUUGAGCACAAGUUUUAAGGCUCUUCCACAUUGGUGGGAAAGAAAGCGGUGGGGUUCAACACCCAUAAUCAUUGGUGGUGCUCCCCAAAGCAUUGCACCAGCGCUCCUGAAAAUGAAAUAAUGCGCCUAGCUUCUUCUUGACGGAGGAAGUGAAAUAUAUGAGCUCCAUCUGUCUGAGUAGGGAAAUUUUGAGGGACGUGUUGGGGACAUCGCCUCUCAUGGGGACUAUGAUCCAGGCGCCCGACACUCAACCAAAGAGUCGAGCACAAGCUCUAAGUAUCUUCCACUUUGGUGGGAAAGCAAGCGGUAGGAAGCAUUGCACUGGCACUCCUGAAAAGGAAAUAACGCAUCUAGCUUCUCCUCGACGGAGAAAGCGAGCUAUAUGAGCUCCAUCUGUCUAAGCAGGAAAAAUUCGAGGGAUGUGUUAGGGACAUCGCCUCUCAUGGGGACCUGUGAUCCAGACGUCGGACCCUCAACUAAAGAAUCGGGCACAAGGUCUAAGGCUCUUCCACGUUAGUGGGAAAGAAAGCGGUGGGGUUCAACACCCUUAACCGUUGAUGGUGCUCCCCAAAGCAUUGCACUGACACUCCUGAAAAGGAAAUAACGCGCCUAGCUUCUCCUCGACGGAGGAAGCGAGCUAUAUGAGCUCCAUCUGUCUAAGCAGAGAAGACGAUAUCCUCAAAACAAUCACGCCAUGAUGCGGUGGAGGCACUAUCUUUUUUCUUUAAGAUUCAUGACCAAGGAGCACACCUUCAUUUUUGCGUUUUGACCCGCAAUUGCUGCAUCUUUCGGUGAAGGUAAAGGGAGACUCUUAGUAUAGGAUAUGUUGUUGCCUCUUCCGAAAAAUUCAUUUAUGUGGCCUUCAUGAUCGGUCCUUCCUUCGUACACGGGGAUGUUUGGACUUGCGAGGUUAGGUCUUGGCGCUUCCAACAUUCCCUUAGUACUUAUCAAAUAAUGGCAUGCCGCUAACCAUCGGUUAAAGGUAGAGGUGGCCUUUCAAUUAUUCCAUCUUCCACAUUGCCUGGCCCCAUGGUGGAGGCCAAUUGUUUGAGCCUAAGUUACAGGGGGUUGCUCGAGUCAAAGGGGGGUUUGGGGUGAUAGACAUGACUCCGAGAGUGCAGGCACAUCCCACUCUUAGCUAGAGCACGAGGGAAAAAUACUAGAGAGAGAAAGUAGAGAGAAUUUGUAGUAAAUGUAGAUAACUUGUCUUUCAUGAGGAGAAUACUCUUAUUUAUACAAGUCUGGAUGUUAUGUGGGUGGUCCAUGCACCUCAGACUCUCUGUCACUCUACAUUGUACUUCUUGUCAUAAGGUGUCUCGUGGUGCAGAGGGGGUCCCCUGACCUCUUUCUUGCUUAUGUCAGGUGUGCCAACUUGUCUCUUAACCUUGUCUUCUUCCUCUGGUUAUGUAAGCCUCUAGGGUUUUACCCCUAUGUCUUGGCUUCUCUUGGACUCUUCUUGUGGACCUUCUCCAAGUAUUAGGCUUUACCUUCAUACCCUAUAAGUUAUUUUAUUAGUUUUGUCAUCAUAUUAUACUCCAUGGUUAAUAACAAUUUAGUCAUAAUUGAUUUGAUAAUUAUCAUAAUAACCAUUUGAACAACCCUAAUUGGACUGACUGUGGUUGAAAAGCUCAUUCUCUUUCAAGUAUUCAUUUAGUAUAAUGUAUGAAUAUUAUCUAAAGUAGGUGUCCAUAUGUUGUUGUCUAUACUCUGGAAGAACAAAUAUAGUACAUUUAUGAGUUUUUUUGGGGAAUGGAUCAGAUCAGUAACCUUAUGGUGAGUAACCAUGAGUAACCUGUCCACAUCAGCAUGACAUCAGCAUCCUCUCUCUCCGGGAAAGCCUUUAAUUUUCCCAUCUUUAAUCUUUGACGGACGAUUUCUCACUCAUUUUAAGUCGAAAUUUAAUUUUUUUUGCACAGUUAGAUCAGAUUAAUUGUGCUCUUCAAAAUGAUAUCCACUUUAAUAUAUUUUUCGAACAAAAAAAAUUGAGCCAUUUUUUACAAGUCUAUACCAUAUGGUAUUACUUGUAUUGAAAUAAAAGCAUACUUAUGGUUUGAAAAACGUACCAUGGUGGUAUGAACAAGCCAAUACUGUAGGAUGAUUGAAUACAUGAUAGUAGAAGUAUAUUAAUUGUCAUUUACGACUUUUAACAUUAUAUACCACACAAUACCACCCCGUACCAGGGUGGUAUUGUAUGAUAUUGUGUGGUAUUUUUUGGUCCUGUAAUUUAUUCACUCAUAAAUUUUUAGAUCCAAUAGAUCAUGAUGAACUCGUCCCUUCUGUGCAAACGUUUUCAAAAACGAAUUAAAAACGAAGAAGAUACCAUACAAUACCACCUCGUACCAGGGUGGUAUUGUAUGGUAUUGUGUGGUAUUUUUUGGUCCUGUAAUUUGUUCACCCAGAAAUUUGUAGAUCCAAUAGAUCAUGAUGAACUCGUCCCUUCUGUGCAAACUUUUUAAAAAACGAAUUAAAAAUGAAGAAGAUACCAUAUGGUAUGCAGUUGGUACCGAGAUGCCAUAAUUUUUUUUUCUAAAAAAAUAUUGAAAAUUGAUCUCAUUUUGUAGAGCACGAUGAAAUCGUUCCAUCUGUGCAAAAAAAAAAAAAUUAAAAUCCGAGUUAAAACGAAAAAGAUAUGAGUCAAUUAAGAAAGCUAGAAAAAAUAAAAAAGCUCUUUAAUUCUCCUUCCUUAGAUCUGAAUUUUCUAAAUAAAGGGUCCGGAUUUGGUUAUUGAUGGGUGCAUAACCCAUGGUUAUGCACCCUAUCUUGAGCCCUUUUGGGGUCCUAAAGAGUGUAAAAUGGGAGCGGAUCAGGUCAGUAACCUUAUGGUGAGUAACCGUUCACAUUAGUAUGACAUCAACAUUCCUCACUCUCAUGGAAAGCCUUUUAUCCUUUCCCCUUUAAUCUUUAACAGUCGAUUUCUCUUUCGUUUUAAGUCGAAAUUAAAAUUUUUUUGCACAUAUAAAUCAGAUUAAUUUGGCUUUUUAAAAUGAUGUCCACUUUGAUAUAUUUUUAGAAUAAAAAAAUUGAGUCAUUUUUAUCAGUCAAUACCAUAUGGUAUGCUCCUAUUUAAUACCAUAUGGUAAGAAAGUUGUUCGUACCAUCUUGCUCGAGGUAUGAACAAUAAUGAUUGUUGUGUGGGGUUGACUCACGAUCCGAUCGUCUGAUCUCGUCGGGAGGGAAGAACCUGUGAAAGAACCGGGGAUGCCCCCCGGAUUAAGCUCCAACGAUCAAAUUAGUUUAAGUUUGAGGAGAGAGUUGAGAGAAUAAGGUAGAGAGAUAAGG